GAAGGGAAGCUGAGGUUUUGUAUAGACAGGGGAGGUACAUUCACAGAUGUUUAUGCUGAGAUUCCAGGGCAUUCUGAUGGUCGUGUUUUGAAGCUUUUAUCAGUGGAUCCAUCGAACUACGAUGAUGCUCCUGUUGAAGGAAUCAGGAGGAUACUUGAGGAGUACACAGGGAAGAAGAUACCAAGAACGUCUAAGAUACCUACUGAUAAGAUUCAGUGGAUAAGGAUGGGUACAACUGUGGCAACGAAUGCGUUGUUGGAGAGGAAAGGGGAGAGGAUAGCUUUGUGUGUUACUAAAGGGUUUAAAGAUUUGUUGCAGAUUGGUAAUCAAGCUCGGCCAGAUAUUUUUGAUCUUACUGUGGCGAAACCGUCGAAUCUUUAUGAAGAGGUGGUUGAGGUUGAUGAAAGAGUUGAGCUUGCGCUUGAAGGUGAUGAUGAUGAUUCAGGGUCCUUGAUUAAAGGAGUUUCUGGUGAGCUUCUUAGAGUUGUGAAGCCAUUUGAUGAAGAAGGUUUGAAACCGUUGUUGAAGGGUUUGCUU
Messenger RNA from Camelina sativa (false flax), 537 nucleotides. Lineage: Eukaryota; Viridiplantae; Streptophyta; Magnoliopsida; Brassicales; Brassicaceae. The record is from RefSeq and is a predicted model, not a curated record.